CGACUCUCGUCUUAGUGUGUUACCCACGCGGCUGCGCGUCUUGCUGCCACACUGUCCGUGAUACCAAUCCCGUCAGUCCGGGUCGUGCAAACGACGCCACCAUGCCACCCUCUCAGCGAUCCGUGGCCACGGCGGACAUGCCCUUCAUCGUCUCCACCAACACUAAGAAAGUCGACCCCCAUACCCGCAAACUCAUCCGCAGCCAUGUCAUGAUUGGCAAGAACCGCGGCAAAUCCCGUUAUCGCCAAGCAGAGGACCGGUCCAAGCCCGAUGACUCGAGCACAGACGACGCAGUGGCUUCACCUCCACUGCCCCCACGGGCCACGCGAGCAGCGCCAGAUCUUCCCCGCAGGAUCGGGAACGACCUGUCCUGGAUUCAGCUGGCCGAUGACUCGGCCAGUCCGGCCGCACUAGCCACUAUUCUGCGCUUCACCGAAAGCGCAAAGGCGGAGUUCUACCCCUUGGCCGUCUGCAUCGUGUUCAAUCAGGCCAGUCGCGCGUGGAUGUUUGAGAUGCUCGCCCUGGAUGCUGCCUACCUCAACGCCAUGGUCUUCACCACCCAGUCCUACUUUCGACCCGGCGAGUGCUCCGACCUGUCUCUCUCCCCUCACUUCGUCAAGACUAUCCGCCUCCUGCGGGACAGGCUCGCGGAUGAGCAGCUCAAGAUAUCCAAUGCGACCGUUAUGAUCGUCAUCCUUCUGAUCCUGCAUGCGCAUAUCAUGGGGGACUAUGAUGCCGUCCGCCAUCACACCGAGGGUCUACGCAAGAUGGUCCGUCUCCGCGGCGGGCUAGGGUCAUUCAUAUCGAAUAAUAAAUUGGUCAUCGAUCUCAUCCGAUGCGAUGUGGGCCUGGCUAUCCACAGUGGAGGCAAGCCCGCUUUUUUCGAGAACCGAGACCUCGACCUCUUCGUGCCAUCCGCGCUCUGCUUCCAGCCCCGUCGCAGCGCGACUCCUGCCUUCGUGCGGGAACUCGACCCUGGCCUCGCGAGGAUCUGGCACAUCAUGCAAGGGUUCUGCGCCCAGAUCAACCUCACCGUCGAGUCCAACGGCAUGAUCCCUGAAAAGGACUUCCUCAAAACCAUGGCCUCCGUCAUGUAUCCCCUGCUACAUAUGGGCUUUGACUGCCGGGCCCGCAACGAAGCCAUCCGUCUGGCGUUGUUAAGCUAUGGAUUCGAUAUCUUCCUCCAGUGGCGCGCCACCAUUCCCUACACACAUCUGGCGUCCUCGUACCGGCGAUGUCUUAAUGGCCUGGUUAUGAGAGACGAUGUCUCCCCCGAACUAUGGAUCUGGCUAUUGACCGUUGGCGGACUCUCGGUCUUUGAGCCCUCCGCGAGGAGCUAUUUCCGACAGUGGCUGCUGUAUCACCUUGGGGGCUGUUGCGUGCGUUCGUGGCCGGAGAUGCGAGCGAUUUUGUCAUCGUUCAUGUGGAUUGGACUGGUGCAUGACAGAGCUGGCAAGGAAAUCUUCGACUCAGUAUUGACGCGUAUGAUUUCGGAGAAGGAGACUGCCCCGGCGCUGUUAUGAG
This is a messenger RNA of Aspergillus ibericus CBS 121593, 1524 nucleotides long. RefSeq lists its product as uncharacterized. NCBI's taxonomy places the organism in Eukaryota, Fungi, Ascomycota, Eurotiomycetes, Eurotiales, Aspergillaceae. Bases 102 to 1523 code for a protein of 473 amino acids. The transcript has 4 exons. The record is from RefSeq and is a predicted model, not a curated record.